This is a messenger RNA of Plasmopara halstedii, 213 nucleotides long. RefSeq lists its product as uncharacterized. The record is from RefSeq and is a predicted model, not a curated record. NCBI's taxonomy places the organism in Eukaryota, Oomycota, Peronosporomycetes, Peronosporales, Peronosporaceae. The transcript is spliced from 3 exons. Bases 1 to 213 code for a protein of 70 amino acids.
AUGCAAAGAGAGAGAAGCAGCCGUUUUGAGUCAAAUGCUGUUGGUAGUGCGAGUAGCUCUGCACAACUAUCACAAAUGAUUGUCCGUCGUUCGCCCGUUCUCCGUAGAAGACUACUACUUAAGGAUUUCAGAAAGAGAGCGAUUUAUAUGAUCGAUUGCUCAGUCAUCGCUGAUUUUAUGCUCGGGGUUGCGAGUUCAGCAUGCGGGACUUGA